Molecule: messenger RNA, 2699 nt
Organism: Canis lupus familiaris (dog)
Lineage: Eukaryota; Metazoa; Chordata; Mammalia; Carnivora; Canidae
Gene: NOC3L
Product: NOC3 like DNA replication regulator
Exons: 22
Coding region: 180-2579 (799 amino acids)
Biological process (GO): DNA replication initiation
Cellular component (GO): nucleolus
Molecular function (GO): chromatin binding
Source: RefSeq, a predicted model, not a curated record
CAGGCCCUUGUGCGGAAGUCCCGCCCCCACUUCCGGCGGCGGAGGAUGGGGAGGAGCCAGCGGGGGCUUCCGCCUUGCGCGGUGUGGUACCUUGGGCGCGUGUGUUGCCCCCUCCGGAUUCCUGCGUUACCUCUAUUCCUGGUCUUGCCGUAGCGUCGGGACUCCCUUCGUAUUUAAGGAUGAAGGCGAGAAGAAAUAAAAAACAGAUCCCAAGCUUUCGGAAGUUACUAAAAACUAGUAAAGUCAAACUUGAAAACAAGCUAAAAAAUAAGCAAUUUAAACAACAAAGCACUCUCAAGAAGUACCGAAAAGAACAGAGGAAACUAAGGCAAGCUGUAAAGGAUGCUGUGUCUAAGAAACCGAUCCCACUGGAGGACCCAAAGGAGAAAAGACCAGGUAAAAGAAUUGAGAGGGAAGAGGAGGAAGAAGAGGAAGCGCUUCCUUUGGAUAUGAUGGAUGAAGAUGACUUGCAGUUAAUGAGAGAGUUAGGACAAAGAGCCUCUUUUCUAACGAGAGAUCUUUCUUCUAGUGAACCUGUUCACGCCAAGAAACGAAAGUAUGAGCGUGUUAUAGAUAAAUAUGAAAAAAUACCAAGAACUCUGCAAACCGCACCAGAGAAGGAAAUGAUUCACUUGCUUCCCAUCAAGGAUAAAAGUGGUAUAAUCCCACAGACCAGGGAGAAGCCGGUUAUUGACAAUAACCAAGAUGAAGAGGAUCAAGAAGAGGUGGAACUUGAGGAAGAGAUUGUUGAAGAUCCCAUUCGAGAACUGACAUUAGAAGAACAUUUAAUUGAAAGAAGGAAGAAACUACAGGAGAAGAAAAUGCAUAUUGCAACUUUGGCAUCUGCCAUAUUAUCAGACCCAGAAACUAAUAUUAAAAAAUUAAAAGAACUGCGUUCUAUGCUGAUGGAACAGGAUCCUGAUGUGGCUGUUACUGUUCGAAAGCUGGUGAUAGUUUCCUUGAUGGAGUUAUUUAAAGACAUUACUCCUUCAUAUAAAAUACGACCCCUCACAGAAGCAGAAAAAUCCACCAAGAUCCGCAAAGAAACCCAAAAAUUAAGAGAAUUUGAAGAAGGCCUGGUUAGCCAAUAUAAAUUUUAUUUGGAAAAUCUGGAGCAAAUGGUUAAAGACUGGAAGCAAAGGAAACUGAAGAAAAGUAAUGUAGUUUCCUUAAAGGCCUACAAAGGACUGGCAGAAGUGGCUGUGAAGAGCCUGUGUGAGCUGUUGGUGUCACUACCUCAUUUCAACUUUCACAACAACAUCAUCGUAUUGAUUGUCCCUCUCAUGAAUGACGUGUCAAAGUCGAUCUCUGAAAUGUGUUGUGAGGCAGUAAAGAAAUUGUUUAAGCAAGAUAAAUUAGGCCAAGCUUCCCUUGGUGUGAUUAAAGUAAUUUCUGGUUUUGUGAAGGGCAGAAAUUAUGAAGUUAGGCCAGAGAUGUUAAAGACAUUCUUGUGCUUAAGAAUCAAGGAAUUAGAAGUGAAAAAAGAUACAGAGGACAUUAAUAAACCAAAAAAGUUCAUGACUUUCAAGGAAAAGAGAAAAACUCUAUCAAGAAUGCAGAGAAAGUGGAAGAAAGCAGAAGAGAAACUAGAGCGAGAGCUUCUGGAGGCAGAAGCUUCAGAGAGCACAGAGAGAAAACUUAAACUGCACACAGAGACUCUGAAUAUUGUGUUUGUAACCUACUUCAGAAUAUUGAAGAAGGCCCAGAGGUCACCUCUCCUGCCAGCAGUUCUAGAAGGCCUUGCCAAGUUUGCUCACCUUAUAAAUGUGGAGUUUUUUGAUGAUUUAUUAGUAGUACUUCAUACUCUCAUUGAGUCUGGUGACCUAAGCUAUCGAGAAAGCCUUCACUGUGUACAGACUGCUUUUCAUAUUCUUUCUGGGCAAGGUGAUGUUCUGAAUAUUGAUCCGAUGAAAUUCUAUACACAUCUAUAUAAAACACUGUUUAAGUUACAUGCAGGUGCUACCAAUGAAGAUGUUGAGAUUGUACUCCAGUGCCUUGAUGUCAUGCUAACUAAGCGCAGAAAGCAGGUUUCUCAGCAGAGAGCCCUUGCCUUCAUCAAGCGUCUUUGUACCCUUGCUCUUCACGUUCUUCCAAAUUCAAGCAUUGGCAUUUUAGCAACCAACAGAAUAUUAAUGCACACUUUCCCAAAAACAGAUCUAUUACUUGACAACGAAUCUCAGGGCAGUGGGGUUUUCCUUCCUGAGUUGGAUGAGCCCGAGUACUGUAAUGCUCAGAACACUGCGCUUUGGGAAUUGCAUGCACUGCAGAGACAUUACCAUCCCAUUGUGCGGAGAUUUGCGGCCCACCUGAUGGCCGGAGCCCCCUCUGAAGGCUCGGCAGCGCUCAAGCCAGAGUUGAGCCGGAGAUCUGCUGCAGAACUCUUUGAGACAUACAGCAUGGCUGCAAUGACAUUCAAUCCUCCCGUUGAAUCUUCAAGUUCCAAAAGAAAGAAUGAAGUUUUACAAGGGGAUUCAUUUUUGAAUGAAGAUUUAAAUCAACUAAUCAAAAGACAUUGCAGUGAAGCAGCUACUCACUUCCCUCUGGAUUUCACCAAAUAUUUGAAAACAUCACUACGGUAGAAGAGUGAAGUGAGAUUUGUCUUCAAAUAGAACCACUGAUGCUUCUAAUCCAUAAGCAAUAUCAAGAAAGCUAUGUAUAAUAAAUACAAAAUAAAUAAAUUCGAACACCAACUCAGUCUA